AUGGACAACGGGACAGUCACAAACAGCAUUCUCUUUGUGGAGGGACUGAAAGUUACACCUCAGUCUUCCUAUCCUGUUUUCAUCCUACUUCUCUUGGUUUAUGUCUUUACAAUGGGAUGCAACAUUGGACUUAUUAUCCUAAUCUCAACUGAGAGGAAUCUAAAUCACCCAAUGCAUUUUCUGUUCUGUAACUUGCCAAUGAAUGAUAUAAUUGGGACCUCUGUCAUUUUGCCACGCUUACUGCAAGACAUUUUAAGGGAACCCUCAGAGCGCUACAUGACAUAUGUGGAGUGUGUUUUUCAAGCAUAUGUUACACACAUAUUUGCAACUGUAAGCCACACUUCACUAAUGAUCAUGGCCUAUGACAGAUAUGUGGCUAUAUGUAAUCCAUUGCGAUACACAGCGAUAAUGACCAAUAAAAUGGUGGUUAAACUAUCAGCAUUAGCCUGGGGGUUGUCAGUACUUGCAGUGUCGAUUCUGAUAGGACUCACUGUCCGGCUGUCUCGCUGCAGAUAUAAAAUUGAAAACCCUUUCUGUGACAAUGCCUCACUGUUUAAACUGUCCUGUGAGGACAGUGUGGUUAUUAAUAAUUUGUAUGGACUAUUUUCUACUGUUAUUAUCUUUACUUUUUCACUUGGGUCUGUAUUCAUAACAUAUGGAAAAAUUGUGGCAGUUUGCAGAACUUCGCGGAACAAAACACUCAACAGUAAAGCCAUAAAAACAUGUGGCACACACAUAGCUGCAUAUAUAAUCAUGUUUGUUUCUUGUGCCACUAUGGUUUUUCUCCAUCGUUUUCCAGAAUACUCUGAAAACAGGAAAAUAGCUAGUAUAAUGUUCCAUAUUGUACCACCAGGACUAAAUCCUUUAGUAUAUGGUUUACAAACCAAAGAGAUAAGACAAAAGACGGUUAAACUUUGCUGUAGAUACAAAGUUAAUGUAAAGUGA
Messenger RNA from Megalobrama amblycephala (Wuchang bream), 945 nucleotides. Its product is annotated as olfactory receptor 8U9-like. Gene Ontology annotation, cellular component: membrane. Gene Ontology annotation, molecular function: G protein-coupled receptor activity; olfactory receptor activity. Gene Ontology annotation, biological process: G protein-coupled receptor signaling pathway. Bases 1 to 945 code for a protein of 314 amino acids. The record is from RefSeq and is a predicted model, not a curated record. The transcript has 3 exons. Lineage: Eukaryota; Metazoa; Chordata; Actinopteri; Cypriniformes; Xenocyprididae.